Molecule: messenger RNA, 1350 nt
Organism: Seriola dumerili (greater amberjack)
Lineage: Eukaryota; Metazoa; Chordata; Actinopteri; Carangiformes; Carangidae
Gene: socs3b
Product: suppressor of cytokine signaling 3-like
Exons: 3
Coding region: 386-1072 (228 amino acids)
Biological process (GO): phosphatidylinositol phosphate biosynthetic process; intracellular signal transduction
Cellular component (GO): phosphatidylinositol 3-kinase complex
Molecular function (GO): 1-phosphatidylinositol-3-kinase regulator activity
Source: RefSeq, a predicted model, not a curated record
GCUAACACAUUCCUCCGCUCAGGAACGAAACCCACACACUUUUUGGAUACUUUUUUUUGGAUUUUAAUGCCUGAGUUAAUAAUUAAUCUAGCACUACUUUCGGGUAGUUUGCAUAUAUUUUCCUUUGGCGACGAGCGGCUGCGGUGCGGGGCUGAACAUAUCCGCAAGCUGUGUUUAGGUGCUCUCUCCCAGCCCCUCUCUGGAUGCAUCAGACUCCUCUGCCCCGGGGCCCUGGACCCGGUGUGUGACCCCGCCACCUUCACCCCAUUCACCCUCUUUUUCCUCUCUCUCUGCUCCAAACUCCCUUCCACCUGCCUGCCUCAACGCUCCUGUUCUGGGCCCCCUGCCUCUCGACCAGCAGGCAGAGGCAGGGGGCCAUGGCGCCAUGGUAACCUACGGCGGACGCAACGCCUUCGCCAUGAACAGCGUGCCCCCUCCGGAGGGCAGGGUUCAGGGGUCCAACUUUACCCCACAUCACUACAAGCCCUUCAGUUCGCACGCACACUACCAACAGGUGAUGCGUGCAUUGCGUAAGCUCCAGGAGAGUGGGUUUUACUGGGGGGCUGUGGGAGGUCGGGAGGCCAGCUCCCUGCUGCGCUCUGAACCGCCUGGCACCUUCCUGAUCCGAGACUCCUCGGACCACCACCACUUCUUCACCCUGUCUGUCCAGACGGCUCGAGGAACCAAGAACCUGCGAAUUCACAGCGAGGGAGGCGGCUUCUUCUUACAGCCAGACCCCCAAAGCUCCCAAGAGCCCCCACAGUUUGAUUGCGUGCUGAAACUCAUAGCGCACUACAUGGGGAAAGGGCCAGAGGCUGGAAGGAGCAGAGAAGGGGCAUGCGGGGGCAACUCAAGAGGGGCAGAAAUGAAAGGGCGCAACGUUUAUCUGAUCCACACCGGUGGAGAGAGGAUCCCCCUGGAGUUGCGGCGACCCCUCUCAACCUCUCUCUCAUCCUUGCAGCACAUGUGCAGGAGGACCUUGAACAACCAAGGCCUGGGGGGCUCGGAGAGAGCAGAGCAGCUCCCGCACACACUUAGAGACUUCCUGGAGGAGUACGACGCUCCCAUAUGACUGACAGGGACUGCACAGGUCCCACUACAUGGACCAGCUGCCUGGAGGACAGCACAGACCAGGUCUCAGUGCAUACGUGAAUAUGUGCACCAUCAGAGACUGACCUGAGUUAGCCUUAGAUGCCAAUGUGAGGUCUGUUUUUUUCAGAGUGGCCAGAAUCAGCUGAUCCCAGAUCUGUUGCAACACUGACUGACACCACCGAUGAGGAGUGCGAUUUGGGUAACCAAUGUUUACCUCAUCUGUCCUGCCUUUCAAAAAAAAAAAAAAAAAAAAAAAAA